UAUCGAAUAUAUUGUCAUGCGCGUGAAAACCCACGUUCUACACGCGAUUAAUUCUUCGUAUCUGUACUUUACGGGGAAAAACCUUACAUUUAUCAAGGUUAUUUUGUCACGCAGUUGAGAAUCGAACUAGUACGAUAAUAUGUGUUUGAAUUAAGGUUAAAAAGGUGGUGGUCUCUUUGUGGAACAAAUUGUAUAUUUCAGGAUUUAUUUGUUUCUUCUAUUUAUGCAUUUAAAAAUGCGGGAAUAUAAAAAUUUCGCAGCGAUGAAAGGAAUAUUUGAUGAUCUUCAAGAUUACGGUACUUGUGGAAAUGAUCCAAUGUUCAUUAGCUCUACUAAUGCAUUAAGUCUUUAUAAUAAUCAUAUAGAUUCAAACGUAAAUUUUAAUAUUGAAUCACCUAUGUCUACUAUUUCAUCAUCAUCAUCACAUAUGCCUACAUAUAUGUCAUUAGAUGAUUAUACCGGUGAAGCACAUCUUAUCAUAACAGAGCAACCAGUAGAAAAAUUUAGAUUUCGUUAUAAAUCUGAAAUGAUCGGAACGCAUGGAAGUUUAGUUGCAGCAAGUAAUACGACUGCUCAUAAAAAAUGUGCUCCUACUGUCCAAUUAAGAAAUUUUCAAGAUAAAGCAAUAAUUCGCUGUACAUUGGUUACAUCGGAUGAUAGAAAAAAAAGACUUCCACAUGCUCAUCAUCUAGUCAGAAGGACAGGACAUAAAGAUCAAGAUGAUCCUCAUGAGAUAGAAGUUUCUCAAGAAAAUGGAUUUACUGCUGCAUUUCAUGGAAUGGGUAUAAUACAUACUGCAAAAAAACAUAUCAAGGAUGAACUUGUACGAAAACUUCAGUUUGAAUUACUGGAAGAACGUAAAAGAAAAAAUAUUAAUGCAAUUCUUUCAACACGUGAUGAAGUACAGAUUAAAGCUGAUGCAGAUAUUUACCAAAAAUCAAUAAAUCUUAAUAGUGUGUCUCUGUGUUUUCAAGCUUUUAUUAAGGAUAGAAAUAAUAUUAUGAUUCCAUUUACAGAACCUGUUUAUUCUAAUCCGAUUAAUAAUCUUAAAAGUGCUCUUACUGGGGAAUUGAAAAUCUGCAGAAUAGAUAAAUUUACAAGUUCUUGUGAAGGUGGAGAAGAAGUAUUUAUAUUAGUAGAAAAAGUUGGAAAAAAAAAUAUAAAAAUAAAAUUUUUUGAAUUAAAUGAAGAUGAUAUUGAAAUCUGGUCUGAUUAUGGUCGCUUUUCUGAGUUGGAUGUACAUCAUCAAUAUGCUAUUGUAUUCCGCACUCCACCAUAUAAAGAUAUAAAUAUUACCUCUUCAAAAGAAGUUUUUAUACAGUUAGAACGACCAAGUGACCAUGAUUGCUCAGAACCUAUUAAAUUUACAUAUAAGCCAAGUGACAAAAUAUUAGGUAGAAAAAGACCACGUACAUCUUGUUCAAAUAGUAUUGAAUUGGCACAAUCGUUAUCUACUAUGCAAAACAAUGAUUCAUUUACAAAAUUGAAUGAUAGCCAAGAAUUAAAAGAUAUAUUACUAGAAGGAUGCUCAUCUGCGGAAUAUCGUAAUUUUCUACAAGGCGUAGAUCUGGAUAUAUAUAUGCGUCUAUUAAAUAAUAGUGAAGAAGAAGGACUCACAUGGGAUGGUCCGUCUACAAAAAAAUUGGAUGAUGAUAUCAUAUUUGCCAAGAAUAUUGUAUUUGAAGCCAUUAAUAUCGUUCAAAAGGAAAUAAAUGAUAAAAAUGGAGAAAUUAGUCCUAAUAAAAAAAAACAAUUAAAAAAGUUACUUAUGGAUAGAUCAACUUAUGGCGAUUCACCAUUGCAUGUAGCUUUACGUUAUGGUCAACGCGAUCUCGUAAAAUACAUUUUGAUACUUAUGGGAACUGAUCCAGAAUAUCAAAUACUUGUAAAUAUACAAAACAGUUCAGGAAAAACACCGUUGCAUUACGCUGUUCUACAAAAUCAGCCAAUCGUUAUAAAAACAUUAUUAACACUUGGAGCAGAUCCAAGUAUAUGUGAUGACCAUGGUUUCUCUCCAUUACAUACUGCUGUAAGAAUACCUAAUGCUGGAGCAUGUGUAGAUACUUUAUUAUCCAAUAAACUAAUUGAUAUUGAAAGUUACAAUGAUCUUGGAUGGACAUCUUUACAACUUGCUGCAGAAGCAGGUUCAUAUGAUGCUGUAUGCUCUCUCGUUCGAGCAGGAGCUAAUGUAAAUAAUACGGAUAAAUCGUACGGCCGUACUGUAUUACAUAUAGCAGUUGAAGGAGGUCAUAAAGAAAUAGUUGAAUUUUUAUUGAGAAAUAGUGAUAUUGAUAUAAACAAAAGCAAUUUUAGCGGAAAUACAGCAUUACAUACUGCAGUAGCAUAUUCUGGAACAAGAGCAAAAGAAUUAUGUAAAUUAUUAAUGGAAUAUGGAGCAGAUCCACAUAUCCAAAAUAAUAGCAGUUCAAGCUUAGAUGAUAUGGAACAAGAAAUAAAUGAAGUUAACAUAAAAGUUGAAGUAGAAUCCGAAGAAGAAAAUAUAGAUGAAACUGUUGGACAGUCAUCCUUUGAUUUAGCCACUAAUAAGCCAGAAAUUUUGCAACUUCUAAUGGGACAUGAUAGCAAUACACAAGAAGAAAAUAAAUUAAUCUCAUCUAUAAAAGAAGAAAUAUUAAAUGAGGAUACAAAAAAUAAUUGGUUGAACAAUGAAAAUAAACAGAAAUUAGCUGCAAUUUUGGAUAAAACAAAAGGCUGGGAAAAAUUAGCUAAACAUUUAAAUCUUGAAUUUCUUUUACAAUCAUUGUGCCAAGACUCAUUAAGUCCAUCUUUAUUACUUUUAAAUUAUAUAGAUGUACAGGGUGACAUUACACUUACACAGAUGCACGAUUCGUUAAAUGAAAUCAAAGAAGUUGAAGCAGCACUAUUUAUCAUCGACUUUGUGAGGCAUCAAUAAAGAGAACAGAAAUAUUUAUUCAUAUUAUUUAUAUGAUAAAAUUGUAUAAUGUACACCAUGAUACUAUACUUAUUAAUUUCUUGGCAACAUAGAUAUAUUUUUAUGAAUGAUUUACAGUAAUGAUAUAAUGUAAAUUUUGAAUCAUGUAAAAGACUAGUAUAUUAAUAAUUGUAUUUAUAUAUAAAUUUAUUUUGUCUUGUAUAACUAUUUAUAGAUGUAUUUUCAUAUUAUUCUCUUUGAAUAAGUACGAUUUGAAAUAUAUUUAAAUAUUCUAUCAAA
Messenger RNA from Vespula vulgaris, 3193 nucleotides. RefSeq names its product nuclear factor NF-kappa-B p110 subunit (gene Rel). NCBI's taxonomy places the organism in Eukaryota, Metazoa, Arthropoda, Insecta, Hymenoptera, Vespidae. The record is from RefSeq and is a predicted model, not a curated record. Gene Ontology annotation, cellular component: cytoplasm. Gene Ontology annotation, molecular function: DNA binding; DNA-binding transcription factor activity; protein binding. Gene Ontology annotation, biological process: regulation of DNA-templated transcription; non-canonical NF-kappaB signal transduction; canonical NF-kappaB signal transduction. The coding region runs from base 224 to 2914 and encodes 896 amino acids. The transcript is spliced from 19 exons.